AUGGAUGAAGAUGAUAUGAGUGAUAAAAAUAAUUGCUUUCAAGUAACUUUAACAAGAUCACCAUUACAUGGUUUUGGUAUAUCAAUAAGUGGUGGAAAUGAUGAUAAUGAUAAUCAAUCAUUAAUUGUUUCAGAUGUUAUUAAAAAUGGACCUGCAGUUGGAAAACUUUUACCAAAUGAUCGUAUUGUAAAUGUCAAUGGUCAUCCUGUAGUACGUUAUAUGGAAUAUACAGCAUUGAAAUUAAUUCGUGAAUCAACAGAUUUUGUUCAUUUAAUUGUUCAACGACAUAAACAUCCGGUAAUCGUAUCGGAUAAUGAAUUGCCAAUCAAAUGUAUAUUGGAUAAAGCACGUAAAGAUGAAAAAACUAAUAUUAUACUUGAUUGUCGAUAUUAUAUUAAAAAAGUUUAUUAUAAAAAUAAUGAAAAAUCUACAAAGAUUCAAGAAGGUGAUGAAAUUAUUAAAAUUAAUGAAAUACCAGUUAAUCGUUUAACAUUACAAGAAGCACAAAAAUUAAUUGAUAAAACAAAAGAACAACUUAUUCUCUAUACUAUACCAAAUAAAUCUAAUAAUCAUCGAGAUUCAAUAUCUUCAUAUAAAGCAAUACAAUCAGAAUAUAAUCAACAUAAAUUUGAACGAUCAAUGAAUAAUCAUAUUGAUUUUAUUCGACCAAGUUCGGGAUCAAGAUAUGUAUCAUUCUUUACAGAAACUUCAAGUAUAGGUAUUCGAUUAGCUGGUGGGAAUAAAUAUGGAUUAUUUAUUUGUGAAAUUCAACCAAAUAGUGUCGCAUAUAAAUCAGGAUUAUUUAUUAGUGAUAAAAUAUUUAGUGUGAAUAAUAUCGAUUUUACUACAUUAACACGUGAAGAAGCUGUUUUAUAUUUAACGAAUCUUAAAACAUCACAAGUGAAUAUGAUUGUUUCAAAUUUACCACAUGAAUAUGAACAAUUAUUAACUGAUGUUGGUGGUGAUUCAUUUUAUAUUCGUGCACAUUUUACUUCGAAACCAUCAAAUGACGAAGAAUUAUCAAUUUGUAUCAAUGAUGUUUUUCAUGUAACAGAUACACUUUAUAAUGGUCAAGUUGGUUAUUGGGUUGCUACUAAAUUAAAUACAAUUUCAUCACAAACGAAGUUAAAUGGAACUAUACCGAAUAAAUCUCGAGCAGAAGAAUUAACAACUAAUGCACCAAGUCUUGAUGAAUUAAUGAAAUCGAAACGAUCAUCAUUUAAAAAAAAAUUACGAUCAAAAUUUACUGAUAAACGAACACGAUCAGUUUUAUCAUUAAAUCAUUUUAAAGAAGAUUCAAUAUUUAAUAAAACUACCUGUUGGAAACCAAUGAUCAAUUCAAAAUUUCCUACUUACGAACGAGUUAGACUUAAAACAAUCACAAUUAUUCGACCUGUAGUACUUUUGGGUUCGUUGGCUGAUAUUGCACGAGAUCGAUUAUUAAGUCAAUAUUCUGAUCAAUAUGAAUUACCUCAAACUCAUCUUCAAUCAUCUAGUAAAGGAUGUAUCAAUAUUAUUAAAUUACAAAGUAUCAAAGAUGUUAUUCAAAAAAAUCGUCAUUGUCUAUUAGACAUAAGUCCAUCAGCUAUUGAACAAUUAAAUUAUGCUGAAUGUUAUCCAAUAGUUAUUUUUAUUCGUGCUUGUGAUCGUCGUAUAGUUAAACAAAUUCGUACUGAAUAUGGUAAACUUUAUCAAAAAUCAUCUCGACGUUUAUUUGAAACAUCGGAAUAUCUUGAACAUUUUUAUUCCUAUUUAUUUACAUCAAUUAUAAAACUUGAUUCAUCUGUAGAUUGGUAUGAAACAUUAAUAAAACAAAUAAAUUUACAACAAGAACAACCUAUAUGGAUGAAUUAUGAUCAAUUAAAUGAAAAAGAUUUUUUAAAAUCUGAUGAAUAUUUUAUUGCAACAAAAUUAAAUAAUACGGAUGAAUUUUCAAUUUAUAAUAAAUCAAUAUUUGAUUUUGAUAUAAUAAAUAAAAAAGAAAAUAAUCAUUUACAAAGAGUUGCAUCUGAUCCUGCUAUGUUUCAAAAAGAUCAAAUUAAUAAAACAUAUUUAACUAAUAUUGAUCAUGAUGGUGAUGAUGAUGAAGAAUAUGAUAAUCAUUCAUUUAUGUCAUUACCAAAUCGAUGUCAUUCAGUUAUUGAAAUGCCUACAACAGAUAAUCAACAAUCACAAUUAUCAUAUCGUAAUAAUCAAUUUCUUUAUCAAAGAUCAUUACAACCGAUGAAAAUAAAUCAUAAUAAUAAAGAUUAUUUAUUUCGUAAUGAUAAAUAUAUUAAUAAUCAUCAAAAUGAAUCAAAGAUUUUUUCUACAAAUUCUCUUCAAAUAAAUGAAUCAUCUCCUAAUCCAAAUCUAAUACGACGACCAUUAAUAGCACCAAAACUUCGUACAAUAAAUUCUAUUGAACAACUAAGUUCAAGUGAUAGUAAUGGUUCAAUUCGAAAAAAACUUCUUGAUAAAUCAACAAUGACAUAUACUGAAAAAAAUCCAUCUAUUAAUCAUUAUGCUACAUGGAAUAAACCUCCCGUAUCUCGUCCAACAAUUUUACCAAAAAAUAUUGAAUCUCUUCGUCGUAUAUCAAUAGAAAAUAAUUAUCAUAAUAAAUCAAAUCCAUUAGUAAAUUCUAAUGAAAGAUUUUGUACGGAAUCAUUAUUAAAACAAAAAAUGUGUUCAAGUAAAAAACAUAAUCAUACAUCAAUUAAUCCUUCGUAUCCAACAGAUUAUACAAAAUCACAAAUCUAUCCAACAUUAUCAUUACAAAAACCACGUGUUUUUACUUAUGAUGAUCAAAAUUAUUCUAAACAACAAUCAAAUAUACAUUCAGCUUCAUCAGGUUCAUCAUCAUCAACAUUAAGUUUAAAAGAUAAAAAUCCUAAAGAAGUUGGUGAGACAAGUUCCUAUUCAAUUCAAGAUGGUUGUAAUGUUAUUGGUAGUGCACGAGGUAUUAUGGAUUAUUAUGGUGGUAAAUUAUCAUGUCCAUUAACGGGUGUAUCAUUAUUUGUACCAAUAGGUGCAAUACGUGAAGGUAUUCAACAAGAAAUUUAUUUUCAAGUUUGCCAAGAUAGUUCACAUAUUGAAAAAAUAAAUGGUCAAUUAUUAAGUCCAAUUGUAAUAUGUGGUCCACAGGGAGUUCAAUUUGAAAAGCCAAUUGAAUUAAUAUUACCACAUUCAGCUGGAAAUACUGAUCAACAAUUAUCUCUUACACUUCAUGGUACUCAUCAAAAUAUUAAAACAAAUUCGCAACAACAAAAUAAAUCAUUGAUAACAAAUGGAAUUCGUCAUGUAACGAAUUCGAAUGUUUCAAUUCUUGUAGAUCAUUUUUAG
Adineta steineri is the source of this 3324-nucleotide messenger RNA. Lineage: Eukaryota; Metazoa; Rotifera; Eurotatoria; Adinetida; Adinetidae. The record is from the annotation of a GenBank genome assembly.